GUAGUAACAAAGCUUGCUCGGGCGGCAAGAAACUUGCCUUUCGAUGGGCGGGCCCAAUCAUACAGAACGGUCCAUUUGAAUUUUGAAAUGCAGUUGCAAGAAACUUUCCUUUCGAUGGGCUGGCCCAAUCAUACAAAAUGGUCCAUUUGAAUUUUGAAAUGCGGAAAUUUCAUGGUGCUCACGGAAUUUUCUCAGAGAAAUUACAGUAUAUAUUACCAGAAAAGAAAACCUGCGUUUUAGGCCGGCUUGGUUGGCAUCGCUGCAAUGACAGACUUUCAAUGGGCCGGCCCAAUUAUCAAAAGAAGGAUUUCCAAACGUCGUAUCAGACUUUCAAUGGGCCGGCUCAAUUAUCAAAGGAAGGAUUCCAAAUUGACACUAAACCAAACCAAACCAAUCCAACUCCUCCUCACCUUCCCCUCCGGAUCGAUCUACCAUCCGGUACACCGCCAUGUCUUCGUCGAGGUCUCAGAAUCGGCCAGUGCGCAGCAGCAAGCGCCGGCGGCGGACGCCCGCUGACGCCUCUGCCGCCACCCGCGAUGAUCCAUCACCGUGGGAGUCUCUGCACGAGGAUCUACUGGAGCUGAUCGCGUGGCGGGUGCUGGCCGGCGACGGCGACCUGCUGGACUACGUCCGCUUCCGCGCCGUCUGCCCCCACUGGCGGUCCAGCACGUCCUGCCCGCGCGGCCGCGGCAUCGUAGACCGGCGAUUCCACCCGCGGCGGUGGAUGCUGCUCCCCGAGGGCCACGGCCUCUACCCGGGCCACGGCAAGCUGCGCGGUUUCGUCCGCUUCUUCAACCUCUCCACCGGCGCCUUCGUCCGCGUCCACCUCCCGCUCUUCAGGGACCACUGCGUCCUCGACUCCGUCGACGGCAUCCUCCUCCUCCAGCGCGACCACGACACCGCCAUCCGCCUCCUCCACCCCUUCACCGGCGACAUCCUGGACUUGCCGCCAUUGGAGACCCUCCUCAGGUACGUGAGCUCCAAGCUGGUGGGAGACAAGUGGAACUAUCUCAGACGCAUCGGUGCUGCAUCCAUCAACGUGAGCGCCGAUCAAGUCGUGUCGCUCAUGAUGUGGUCACCCGGUAUGGUCCAGGUAGCAUUUGCGACCUCCGGGGAACAGCAAUGGAGGGCUUCUAGCUGGUACUUCAACCAAAUUUUCAGUCCAUUGGCAUUCCAAGGCAAGCUAUACAUGGUGCGGCAUGAACUAACUUAUGGUGAACCAGAGAUUCUACAGCUCGAUCCACCUGAGCUGGAAGGGAUGGAACCCUGGCUGCCACCACCAACGUUGAUUGCCAAAUGUCCAGCAAACACAGUAAACACAUCCGACAGCCGGUUCUACCAUCUGGUAGAAUGCGACUCGGAGGUUCUGGUGAUCGCCUUAAGCGCUGGCAUUCAUAGGAAAAUCUCAGUUUACAGACUAGCUGACUUUAUGCUGGGAAGAAGGACUCUCCGGGUGACAUGCAUCGGUGGCAAUGCUCUCUUCAUUGGCCAGAGGAAUCUGUGUGUCAGCUCCAAGGCGUUCCCUACCGUUGUGGGUGACACCAUUGUCUUUCACCAUUACCAGCAAGGUUAUCUUGCUCAAUACCACCUCCGCAGCGGCACAUUGGAGCCAGCAUCAGAUGGAACGAUUGCAGAAUAUGCUAUACCAAGCCCUACUUGCAUCAUUUACCAUAUCUACACAUGUUGCUUUCGUGAACAAUGGAACAAGGGACAUAUAAGGUUUCAGGGGUUAUUAACGAUUAACUGGCGGGUGAAGCGAAAAUGGAGAUCUGGGGCGUAAACGGGUCAUGUACCAUGGUGGAGUACGUAGGUGGUGCCUGGUUUUCCUUCCUCUACAGCUCUAUCCAUCUUGUUAUCCUUGCUCUGUCGCUAUGACAGAGAUGCUUUCCUGCACUUUUAAAUUAUUACUCCUAUGUACUCCAGGAGUAUGUUUGUUAGGCAACCUUUUCAUGUUCGAACAACAUUGUUCUUUUGAAACCUAGCCAGCACAGCUGGUGCUGUAUUAAGGACACAUAUGUACAAUGUGUCGUCAGUUUAGAACAGGAAAGAGAAGCACUCUACAGCCUGGAUGCUAUUUAAGGGGAUAUGUAUGCUUGCUAAAGAUUUUGCACCACGCAAAUUAAGUCCAGAGUUUCAUCCCCUCAAUGAUUUUACGAACCUGCUCUUGAAAUGCCAUCUCUUUAUUCUGGAACACCUGGCGAAUUUCGCUCAUUCUAUAU
Messenger RNA from Oryza sativa Japonica Group (Japanese rice), 2219 nucleotides. RefSeq lists its product as uncharacterized. The record is from RefSeq and is a predicted model, not a curated record. Lineage: Eukaryota; Viridiplantae; Streptophyta; Magnoliopsida; Poales; Poaceae.